Molecule: messenger RNA, 686 nt
Organism: Drosophila subobscura
Lineage: Eukaryota; Metazoa; Arthropoda; Insecta; Diptera; Drosophilidae
Product: transcription initiation factor TFIID subunit 7-like
Exons: 2
Coding region: 63-638 (191 amino acids)
Biological process (GO): RNA polymerase II preinitiation complex assembly; transcription initiation at RNA polymerase II promoter
Cellular component (GO): transcription factor TFIID complex
Molecular function (GO): RNA polymerase II general transcription initiation factor activity
Source: RefSeq, a predicted model, not a curated record
UUGUCAAAAAGUUUUAGCAACUGGCAAAAAAUACUAUUCAGCAACACAAUUAAUUAACAAAAAUGGAUUCAAUAAACGAUCAAGACAUCUCAGGCGAGCGGAGCAACGAGGAAAUUGAGUUAGAGGGUCAGUUCAUAAUGCGAGUUCCAGAGGAUCGUGCCGAGACCAUACACAAGGCCAUCCGCGAUGGAAAUGUACACAAGAAACUGAGCAUUGCAAUGAACACGGACCUGCGCCACGGCGAGGUUUGGCUGGAAGGCUCUAAGCUCCACACGAAGCUCGUCGACCUGCCCUCCACCGUGGAGAGCUAUAAGACGUCGGACAAGAAGAAAUUUUACAAGACAGCAGACAUUUGCCAGAUGCUCAUAUGCACCGAGCAGCCACAGGAACAGGAAUGCAAAUCAUCAGAUUCAGACGAGGAGACAGCCAAUAAACUGCGCAAAAGCUACUUGUACCCUCAUGGUGUUACUCGUCCCCUAAAGAACAUGCGCAAGCGUCGAUUCCGCAAGAAAAUGCUGAAGACUCCGGAAAUGCCUGCGGCCGAUGUCGCGCAGCAGUUGAAGUAUCUGCUAACCACGGACAGCCUGGCUGAAAGCUACAAAUACGAGCUCGUCGACGAGUCCGACGACAUUCAGUAGUCUGCCAGGAGACUACUCACUAUUGAUAUUAGCAAUAGCUAUUACAUU